Molecule: messenger RNA, 1240 nt
Organism: Fonticula alba
Lineage: Eukaryota; Rotosphaerida; Fonticulaceae
Exons: 6
Coding region: 1-1212 (403 amino acids)
Cellular component (GO): nucleus
Molecular function (GO): protein N-terminal-serine acetyltransferase activity; histone H2A acetyltransferase activity; histone H4 acetyltransferase activity
Source: RefSeq, a predicted model, not a curated record
AUGUUCGCCUCGUCGCUGUCGCGCUCGGCCGCCGGCCGGUCGGCCGGGCGUGCCUUCCGCUUCGCUUCGCCCCUGGCAUCGGGCCCGCUGGCUCCGGGCCCGCUGGCUCCGGGCCCGCUGGCAGUCCUGCCCCCCGGGCUGGCGCUCCCCGAGCCGGUCGCCGCCAUCCCCGCCGCCCCCACCGCCCCACACCGCCUGUUCUCGCUGACCGCCAGUGCAGCCUUCAGCGCUCAAUCCGCCCUGGAUCCGGUCGCUCCCCCGCCGUCGCCCGCCCGCCGCCCGAGCAGCAACGUGAAGUCCCUCUUUUCCGCCUGCGCCGACAUCAUGGCCAAGAAGAAGUCCACCGUGCAGGAGCGCUUUGCCCGCGUGCAGCGCCAGUCCAAAGCCCAAUGGACGCACAUCGUGAGCCAGGCCAACAGCUCGCCGGAGCUCGAGAAGGUCGCCGGCGCCGGAGCCCACCUGCGCUUUGUGAAUGCCAUCACCCCGGACUUGAUGGACGCCUGCUACAAUGUCAUCAUGACCAACAUGGCUCCCAUCUAUGACAAGUCCAACUACAAGUGGACGCCGGCAUCCAAGCGCCAGGAGAUGCGCAUGGACGGCUCGCACUACAUCCUGGUCCUGUCGCCGCACGCCGCACUGGAGGGCACCACCCGGCCGGCCGACGCGCCGGAGCCCCCGCGCGUGGGCGACGACUACCUGGUCGGCCUGCUGGCCUUCUGCGAGGAGCGCGCCGACUACUACCCGCAUACCAGCGAUCUGGAGUGCUUCCUCCCGCCGGUGAACAUGCUCUUCUGCAUCGAGCUCCAGGUGACCCCCGCCUUCCAGGGCAGGGGCCUGGGGUCCUUCCUGCUGGACUUCCUGACCACCCGUGCGGCCACCGCCGGCGUGACCCCCCCGCCGGCCGACAUGCCGGAGAAGCUGGCCAAGUCCUACUUCGCCGCGCCGGACAAGCCGCGCUCCGUGCGCCUUCUGGUGCAGAUGGCCAACACCCCGGCCAUGCACUUUUACCGGUCCAAGGGCUUCCAGCUGCUCAACCGCAGCGCCGACGACCCGGUCGCGGAGAUCCUCGACAGCUCGGAGCCGGCCGAGGACAUCGGCCUGCCGCUGGAGAAGCUCUUCGAGCACUACAUGCUCGAUGCCUUCGGCUACUGCCCGUCGACCGUGUCCAGCCUGGAGUUCAUCAAGGUGGUCACGCCCAACCGCGCCACCUGAGGCUGCCUCCUUUCCUGCCCCCCCCCCC